Messenger RNA from Aspergillus mulundensis, 1137 nucleotides. RefSeq lists its product as uncharacterized. The transcript is spliced from 5 exons. Lineage: Eukaryota; Fungi; Ascomycota; Eurotiomycetes; Eurotiales; Aspergillaceae. Bases 1 to 1137 code for a protein of 378 amino acids. The record is from RefSeq and is a predicted model, not a curated record. Gene Ontology annotation, molecular function: O-methyltransferase activity.
AUGGAAUUCAAUCCAGGCGAAAGCGUCUUCACCACCGUGGCACUUGUCGCCCCGCUGGGCUUCGCACCCGUUGCAGUCCGGUUCCGCCUCUUCGGUAUUCUUUCAGAACUUGAUAGGCCUGUGACAGGACAGGACGUGCUUGAUGCCUAUAUCAAGGGUUUGGACGGCGCUUCUGCCGAUAUACCACCUGUGCAGCUUAUCGUCCUCGAUGACUGGACGCUGAAAGUAGCAGAGGGUACGCUCGUUGCGAUGCAGGGCCUCUCGUGGGUGACUCUCGCGGGCGAGGACCUCUUCCGCGCCAACAAGACAACGCAUUAUCUCGCGAAGACCCCGUCCGCUCUGCAUGGAAUUCUCCACUUCACAACCGAAGUCCUCCUCGGGUCGGCAUUCCUCAUGCGCAAGCUUGAAUCCACGGGCUUCUCGUACCCCUUCACACCCCUCUCAACCCCAGUCCAACACGCACACCAUCUAAUGGGCGAUAGCGAGCUGGAAAAAAUGCACACGUACAGCAUCAUGGCGGCGCAGGGGCGAAUGGACAGCUUCAACACCUUCAUGCAGGGCCGGUUCGAACCCGCGAUUGCAAACUUCGCAGAGCGCCUCGUCUCCUUCGGGUACGAUCUCAACUCUGUAGUCGAAGAGGCCAGGGCGCAAGGCCAUCCAGUGACGAUAGUCGAUAUCGGCGGCGGCCGCGGCGACCUGCUCCUGGACAUCAAGGGCUCGAUACCAGGUUUGCAAGCGCAGGAUCUAGUUCUACAAGAGCUAGAUCCCGAAACGAUGAACGUUCCCGGACUAACGGUGAUGAAAUGGGACUACGCUGCAUACGACAGCCCCCAGCCAAUCCAGGGCGCACUGGUCUACUGCCUCUCCGCAGUCCUGCAUAACCUGCCCGAUGAGAAUGCGGUGGCGCUACUGCGCAAGAUACGCGAUGCGAUGGCGCCGUACUCGCGGAUAUUGGCGCAUGAGCGGCUGAAGGAACGAGUGCCGAUGAGCCAUGCGACUAUGACCGUGCUGUAUGGAGGGCGUGAGAGGAGUGCGAGUGAGUGGCGGGUAUUGGCGGGGGAGGCUGGAUUGCAAACUACGUUUAUGGCUUGGCCGGAUGGGAGGGCUCAUGGGGUUGUGGAGAUGAGGAGGGCUUGA